UCAAAAAAUUUCCCACUGCAUUUGAAGGUAACACGGACAACGGAUUGUCCUCGUCGAAUUCACCUCCUUCAUGGACACUUCCUGUCUCGCGAAAUGGACGAAGCAUCUACUCUCACCCCGUUGAUUUACAUCCCACAAGAGCCUGUGGAUAAGUCAGGGCCGUCAUGACAGCACCGGGACAGGAGAGAAAUACUACCCAGCAUCCUCCCAACACCGGACGGCCACAGACGGUACGGACUGUGAGUCGGUAUGUGGCUUUAGCCGCACUGUGCAUCCUAUGCUACAGCAACUCUAUCCAUGGGGAGUUGGUGCACGACGAUGUUUGGGCUAUCGUCAACAACCCGGACGUCCUACCGAGCUCCAGUGUCAAAAACAUCUUCCGUAAUGAUUUUUGGGGCAAGAGGAUGUCGGACAAUUCGAGCCACAAGUCCUACCGACCGCUUUGCAUUCUCACCUUUAAGUUGAACAUCCUGCUGGGCGGGAUGACGCCCCUGUACUUCCACAUGGUCAAUGUGUGUUUGCACUGCGCUGUAACCUGCCUGCUUAUGCACACAUGUGAACAAUGUGUAUUUAAAGAACCUCACCUGGCUUUCAUCACAUCCGUCCUGUUUGCUGUGCACCCGGUCCACACUGAGGCCGUGUCUGGAAUAGUGGGCCGGGCUGACAUCUUGGCCUGUCUGCUGUUCUUGCUGACUUUCCUUUCCUAUAAAAGGAGUGUUGGUGUGAGUGCCUGUGAGGACUCGGCACCCUCGACAGUCUCAGCAGGGUCUCUGCUCACCAGUUUACUGCUAGGCACUUGCGCCAUGCUGGUGAAGGAGACGGGUAUCACUGUAUUUGGCGUGUGCAUGUUCUAUGAUGCUCUAGUGCUCUGCGGCAAGCCUUUCUUCAGUCACCUGUCUGGAUCCAGAUUCAGACGUCUUUUCCAUAUAUGGACACCCUUUAUCAAACGAGCCUUUGUUGUCUCUAGUUAUGUAGUGGCUGUUAUAUCAGCUCGACUGUGGUUGAUGGGAGGUUCCAUGCCUCUUUUCUCUGAACAGGACAAUCCCGCUUCCUUUGCUCCCUACUUGCUCACCAGAUUUUUGACAUACUCUUACCUGUUGCACUUCAACACCUGGCUAUUGCUGGCCCCCAUCGUGCUGUGCUAUGACUGGCAAGUGGGUAGCAUUCCUCUCAUCCAAUCGCUGAGUGACAUUCGCAACGUGGCCUCUGUUCUACUGGCUGUGGUGAUGGUCGCCCUCUGCCUCAACUGUAUCCGAUCCCUGCAGAGACAAAAGAGCAAGGAGGUGUUGAUGGGAAUAUUGUUUUUGGUGUUUCCUUUCAUUCCUGCGAGUAACCUUUUCUUCAGGGUGGGAUUUGUUGUGGCUGAGAGGGUUCUUUACAUGCCCAGUAUGGGUUACUGUAUCCUGGUGGUUCAUGGUCUAAGUCGUUUAAGUUCACUGGUUGGCCGUUGGGGGACAGCCGUCCUUAGCGCCUCAAUGCUGCUCCUCCUCUUGCUCUUCUCCUGGAAGACUUUUCAGCAGAAUCAAGUCUGGCUCUCCAGGGAGGCCCUUUUCAGUUCUGGUAUCCGGACUUUGCCUCACAAUGCCAAAGUCCACUACAACUAUGCCAACUUCCUGAAGGACAACAGUCGGUACCAAGAAGCCACUUACCACUACACCAUGGCCCUCAGGUUGUAUCCCCGGCAUGCCAGUGCUAUGAACAAUCUUGGCACUCUGACACACAGCCCUGAGGAGGCAGAGCGCUACUACAGGAAAGCAUUGGACACCAACCCUCAGCAUAAUCGAGCACUCUUUAACCUGGGAAACCUUCUCAAGUCACAGGGGAAGGAGAAGGAGGCAGAGAUACUCCUGAAGGACUCAAUUAGCUUUGGUCCACAUUUUGCUGAUGCUUAUUCCAGUCUGGCGUCGCUCUAUGCUGACCAGAAGCGCUUUGCAGAAGCCAAUGAAACGUAUUUGAAAGGUAUAGAGAAUUGUCCAGACAGCUCAGACCUGCAUAAUAACUAUGGAGUGUUUCUGGUGGAUACUGGAAACGAGGAACUGGCAGCUGCUCAUUAUCACCAAGCCAUUAAUCUCAAACCAGUUCAUUAUGUUGCCAUGGUGAACCUGGGCCGCCUUCUCCGCUCCACCAGUAAGAACAAAGAGGCAGAGUUUUGGUAUAAGAGGGCACUUCAAGUGACCAGGAAGGUGGAGAUCCUGGUACCACUUGGAGCUCUGUACUACAACACCGGCAACUACGAUGAAGCCCUGCGGGUUUACAGGGAGGCUGUGAGCCUACAGCCAGAGAACACUGACAUUUGGCUGGCACUGGCUCAGGUUUUAGCCAUGGCUGGUCAUACCGAAGAGGCAGAGAAAAUGACCCGCAACAUCAUUUCUAGAGAUGACAGCUGCAUCGAAUGUUACCGCCUGCUGUCUUCCAUGUACAGCAAGCAUGGCAACCAUACAGAGGCUCUGGAAGCUUUGAACAGGGCUUUGCAGCAGAAUCCCAGUGAUCUCACCGUGAGAGCAGAGUUGCAUUUCUCCAAAGGAAAUCAGCUAAGAGAGAUGAACCAGCUGGACCUGGCUUUCGAGAGCUAUCAGUUGGCUGUGGAACUCAAACCUGAUCAGUCCCAAGCAUGGAUGAACAUGGGAGGAAUUCAACACAUCAAGGGAGACUACGCGGCAGCCAGGAUGUACUACCAGAGAGCAUUGAGUCUGAAUCCUGAUUCCAAACUGUUGAAAGAGAAUCUGGAGAAGUUGGACCGCCUCGAGAGGAGGAUGACAGGGGUGCCGUAGUCAAGUCACUCGGACGGCGCUCUUUUCCCGGAAACCUCACAGGGUUCACCGCCAGUUGACCUUCGGUAGCCUUGACAGCAGCUGGGAUGCUGAAUGAUCCUUUUAAUCUGACACUGGGUUGGUGAACUAAGUACUUUCUGGACUCAUGAGGAUUAGUUGAGCCACAGGAUGUCCAGGUUGAAGUGAGGAACUGUAACAGGGCAGUACAUACUGCAGUGUACGGUUCCAGUCGCAUGUUUACAUACGCAUCAUGGGAAUGAAUGUUCAUUCAUUGGGGGCCCUUGAUCAUUUAUUUGAUGGGUAGAAUGUUUAUACUGUGUACAUAUUCAAUUAUAUUUAAAAACAAAAAUGUAUUUUGAAUUUUCCCUAAUUUCUUCAAGUUAAAUAAAUAUAAAAUCUAGUAACACGGCCCUUAGCAGCUUCCACCUCAACACUAUUUGUAUGCAAGGGUUUUCUCCGGGUACUUCCUUCUUGGAACAAACGAACUGUCCCAAUGAAAAAAAAUCAUUCAUGUCCAUGAUUAGUGUGUGUCAACCUCGGACCGGACCUGUCCUUUGACGCCGCUUAUCAGCUGUACCAAAACAUGCUUACCUGCAUCUUUAGGUAUUCAUUAUUUGGGAUGUGUACACCACUGCAGCCUGGAGAUUUGAUCAGGGGAUAUUUCUCCGAAAUUGCUGCUGUUUUGGUAGAAUAUAAACCGUUUCAAGGAGGAACAAUGCAAAUGCUGUGGUGUGCAUAUUUUGAAAUUAUUCAGUUAUCAAUACCUGUCACCUAUCCAUCCUUAUUAGGGUCAAGGGGUUAUGCUAGAGCCUAUCCUAGUUGACUUCUGGCAAGAGGCGGGGUACACCCUGGACUGCUUACCAGCCAAUCACAGGGCACAUAUAGACAGCUAUUCCACCAAAUACCAAAUAGUCUUAGGUUAUGGGAUGAUUACUUCUUUCCCUUUAUCAAAUGCAAAUCAAUGUAUAACCUUAAUUUUGUGUUGACAUUCUAUCUCUGUUACAAUAAACCUACCAUUAAAAUGGACUGUUUAUGUCUGUGUAAGAGGCUACAAAAUAAGCUGGUGAGCAAAUAAUUAUUUUGCAAAAGCAGAUUUGUGGUUAUGUCAGAA
Molecule: messenger RNA, 3882 nt
Organism: Doryrhamphus excisus (bluestripe pipefish)
Lineage: Eukaryota; Metazoa; Chordata; Actinopteri; Syngnathiformes; Syngnathidae
Gene: tmtc1
Product: transmembrane O-mannosyltransferase targeting cadherins 1
Biological process (GO): RNA processing; protein O-linked glycosylation via mannose
Molecular function (GO): protein binding; mannosyltransferase activity
Source: RefSeq, a predicted model, not a curated record